UAUAACACAUAGCAUGAAAAUUCAAUCUUCACAAAAAUACUGAGAUUAAAGUUAUGUUUAGGCUAGCAAUCAGAUUGAAAUUUAGGUUGUUAUAAUAGAAUUGUGUGAGAAUAAAGAAGGUACGUACUAUGAUUUAGGAUGAACCAUGUUGACUUUCAUAAUUGGUUUUGUAAUGUAAUAUGACACUUUGGUGGUAACAUAGCAGAGCGAUGUCGUUUUACGUUAGUCGUGAGGCUUCAAAGCUAUGGAAGAGAGUAUGUGCAGAGACUGCAACAGAAAUCAGUCUUCUUGCGGAGAAUUGGAAGUAUAUUUUUGGCGGUUUGACAUUUCAGGUGUUCGAGCCGUGGAAAUAGCCUCUUGCAAAAAAAUACAGGUACAUAUAUACAUGGACUUGCUGCUCGAGGGGUUCACUACAUACAUCGGCCUGGACCUACUAAGCACUGAGUUCUUUCUUCCAGUACUGCCUGACCGCACUAGUGCAGCGUUGUUUCUACCACUGAGCAAGGAUAGCAAAACUAAGGAAGAGAAUCACAAAUUUCUGCAUGGAAAUUCUGGAGAUCCUGCAGAAUGGAUAUAGAGAAUUGCGUUCUGGAUUGUGUGUAGAUGGGAGCACAGUCUGGGGCGAAGCUAUGUGUGGCCAAGAGUAGUAACUGAACACCCUUCACCAAAAAAUUAUAUUAUACAUUACUUGUUAUUGAUAAAAGAAAUAGACUUUGAACACCCUUGCGUAGCAUACUGGCAAAGGAUGUUCAAAUUUUGAUCACCCUUAUUGAAUUUUCUGGAUCCGCAAUCGUGUAUAGACAAUACAUGGAGUGCAACUAAGAAGCUGGUGAAAGGCACUUCUGUUUCAAUAUCAUUGCAAGGUUGGUUUGGAAAAUGAUAACUGGUGUUCGUCCAAGUCCAGUAAUUUUGGUCUAUAGCGUAGGAAUACAAAACCAAGGUCAGGUCAAUGCUUUUGAUAUCUCCAUGGAGACUGAGACUACGGUUAAAAGUAAUGGCAUCAAAUGUAUAAUGGAAUUCCAUCUUUUUCACUCAAUAAACUAUCUUUCAUUUUGUACUC
Nicotiana attenuata is the source of this 1060-nucleotide messenger RNA. RefSeq names its product phosphatidylinositol:ceramide inositolphosphotransferase 2-like. The transcript is spliced from 4 exons. Lineage: Eukaryota; Viridiplantae; Streptophyta; Magnoliopsida; Solanales; Solanaceae. The record is from RefSeq and is a predicted model, not a curated record. The coding region runs from base 245 to 577 and encodes 110 amino acids.